AUGGCCGACCCUCUUAGUAUUACCACGAGUUUUCUCGCGCUCAUCGACACCGCGAGCAAGUUGACUCGAUCUCUGAGCCUCGCGCCAAGAGUCGACGGCUACCGGCUUCAACGCAGCCUCGAGGCUCUUUCCGAGAUCCUUAGACUCGUCUCCUCUCAUAACGAGCAGUUUGACGAGAAACUGACUUCCUCCAUUUUGCCUGGCGUAGGCGAUGCCAUGAGCCUGGCUGCCUCGCUCAUCGUGAAACUGGAGACCAAGACUGCGCGGCUUGGUAUUACCGUGGCUGAAUCAGAACUAGAGCGGGUUCGAGUAACCCUCGACCAGUAUACGAGCCGUAUACGAGACCAUUACUUGCUGUAG
Parascedosporium putredinis is the source of this 360-nucleotide messenger RNA. The record is from the annotation of a GenBank genome assembly. Lineage: Eukaryota; Fungi; Ascomycota; Sordariomycetes; Microascales; Microascaceae.